CGGCGCUCCUGACUCUCGACCCUCGCCCGGCCCCGCAGCAUGUCGGCCGUGGCCCCGGGAUCGCCGCCCCCGGGCAAGGCCAGGGUGAAGGAGCAGAUCCGGACCAUCGUGCAGGACCUGGAGCUGGUCCUGGGUGACCUGAAGGACGUGGCCAAGGAGCUCAAGGAGGUGGUUGACCAGAUUGACACACUGACCUCUGACCUUCAGCUGGAGGAUGAGAUGACAGACAGUUCCAAAACAGACACACUGAACAGCAGCUCAAGCAGCACCACAGCGUCCAGCUUGGAGAAGAUGAAAGUGCACUCCAGUGCACCGCUCAUCAAGUCGCCAGCCCACCCCUCCGCCAUCCUCACUGUUCUGAGGAAACCCAACCCACCACCGCCUCCCCCAAGGUUGACCCCUGUGAAGUGUGAAGACCCUCACAGGCCAAUGCCCACUUUGAAUCCCGUAAAGACUAACGGCACCCUGCUCCGAAAUGGGGGCUUACCGAGUGGACUGAACAAGCUUCCCAAUGGGGACGUCUGCUGCAUACCUAAUAGUAACGUGGACAAGGUUUCCAUGCAGCCUCUAAUACAUAGGCCAGAGAAAGACCGGUGUCCUCAGGCAGGGACACGGGAACGGGUGCGGUUCAGUGAAAAGGUGCAGUACCAUGGUUAUUGCCCUGAUUGUGAUGUCCGAUACAACAUAAAAAACAGAGAGGUGCACUUACACAGCGAACCGGCUCCCUCAGCGGGAAAACUUCCUCACCAGUGCCCUCCCGCCCCUCCUCCUCCUCUCCCUCCUUUCCCCCUGGAAAAUGGAGGGUUAGGAAUCAGCCACAGUAAGAGCUUUCCCCCUCUCAGACCUGCAACCGUGCCUCCGCCGACUGCACCCAAACCACAGAAGACCAUUUUGAGGAAAUCGACCACUACAACCGUGUGACGUUUGCCACUUAGAAAACUCUUUUUGUUUAUUUCUAUAUUAUAAACAUAAAAUAAUAGGUUAUGAGCACUUUCUACUCAAGCAAUAAAAAGCCCCAAAAUAUUACACCCAUGUUCAGCGAAGAGGCAUAAAAUCACCUGGCAUACCCCAGGUUACAAGAGUCCCCGACACAAGCACCCUGGAAAUACAACCAGUAUUGUUUGAUGCCUUACCCAACCCAUAUGCACAACCUGCUCUGAUGUUCCAGCCCAGCAUUUCAGGUUCUGGUUCCAGGAAGGAUCAUAACCCCGUUGUGUCAUGUGACAAGCCUGGGCAGUACAAACACUUCUUCCAUUUAAGUACUAAGCACUUAGUACUUGGUGCUCUGUACCUGGAACUCCUGUAUGAGUGUUUCAAGGACUUUUGAUGAUGCUCUCAGCCUGUUGAGUUGAAAGUUUCCCAGAGGAUUGGAAUCGUAUUCUGACACCAGCUUCCAGAUUCCUUGUUGCGCCCUCCAGCAUGGCUGCAUAGAAUAGGUUGAACAAGCCUGGACCUAAUACACAGUCCUGCUUUACUGUGUUGGUGAAGGGGAAGGAUCUGACAAGGCCCCUCCAAUUCUGACCUGACCAGCCAUAUCAUCGUGGAGUUAUAGAAUCUUUAUAGUUAGGGCAACCUAACUUUCGGUUGUUGCCAGAGAACAGGCCUGCCAAUGGUGUCAAAUGCUUUUUUUAGUGUUCAGACACCAUAUAGAGGUCUUGAUGCUCUUCAGUGAAUUUCUCCUGCACCUGAGGUGCAGCAAACAUCACGUCUCCUAUGGCCACUGUGGUCUGAAUCUACAUAGAAAUUCUGGGAGCAUGCUGUUAACAGUGUUCUUCAGGAGUCAGUCCAGCAGGACUUUGGCUAGGAUCUUGCCAACUAUGGGGAGUAGAGAGACCCGCAUGACAGUUUCUACAGCCAGCUCUCUCCCCUUUGGAAGAGCCUAAUCAAAAGUCCUAGGCAAGUAGUCAGUUCACUCUGCUGAUCACUCUGUUACCAAAUGUUGUUGCUGCCCCUUCAGCAACAUUUUGGGGAUCGAGCAGCCGUAUUUAGGAACACACUGCUCACCCCAAAUGGGGAGGAGAACUAGAAAAUAUGCCUGUAAAAAUCUCCUUUCCCAUCCAAUCUGCACCUAGAAGCCCAGAAAUGGUGAGCCUUAACCUUGCGAUUCUGUUAUUUUAUGGAACAUCAGGAUGCUACACGACUUUGGAAAGGGUCAUCCAAUAAGAUGACUGGAACAUGUUGCAGGUGAACUAUCCUGCACUAAGUGAAACAAAGUUUUCUGAAGAAAGACAGCCCACAGAAACAGGUGCAGGAUAUUCCUAUUGUGAAGAGUUCUUUCUCUUCUGAAUGCAGACUGAUAGACCUAGGUUUUCUGACGGUCUUAUGCCUUCCAAAUCUGUCCAGUGGCAAUCGUUGUAGUGUAAUGACCUUAGCUUUAAAGUAGAAAUACUAUGCCACAAUCAUCAGGGUGCAUGCCCCCACCAUGACUGACGCAAAUGAGAAAGAAAGAUUCCACAUGGGUCUGGACAGACCCAUAGCAAUAUUAAGCUGAUUAAGCUGAUUCUCAUAGGGGAUUUCAAUGCACAGGUGGACAGUGGCACUGAAACGUGGAAAAAAAAUUGGACAUCACAGAACAGGACAAUUAAGCAGCAAUGGCCUACUUUGGCACAGUGAAUGUGCUAAGCAGUUCGUCAUCACGAAUGGUCACUUACCGAAUAAGGGAAAGACCCCUUGGAUACACCCACAAUUUGAGCAGCAGCACCCUGCUGCCUUCUGGCAGUGAGACCUGAAGGAUGUUCAUUUGAUUGCUCCAAUAUUGGGUGCCUAGUACUGAACCUGAUGUUCCAAGCUUUUACGAACAAUAAAGUUAAUAUAGUGCAAAGUGGCAUCCAAACCACUCAGGAUGCUGAAUGUUAAAUUCCUGGAGAAUGACACCACAUGUAAAGGAACUUGGCAAUAUCAAAGCAGCCUAAUUAAGGCAAGAAAUCCCAUCUGCCUCUUCGAAUGUGUUCAAGAAUCGGUUGCCUCUCUGGAAUAUGAUCUAACAGGUAGUCUUUCGAAGAAAACACCAGACUGCUUUGAUGGGAGUGAUUUAGAGAUCUAAGAGCUACUUUUAGUGAAAAAGCCAUAUCUUAAUACCACCUUGCAGAUCCACACAACCCUAGCUAAAGAGAUAUUUAAUGACACAUGUUGUGGAAUAAGAAUAAGUUAAACUCGACAAUUACCAGGAUUUCCAGGCUGACGAGAGACAUGGCUAUACCGACUGAAACCAAGGAGUAGAGAUGGUUCCACCCUUAUCACUGUCAAAGGACAUCUCCUUUGUGAGAUGUGCGAACAUUUCAGUGAUCUCUCUAACACACCUCUCACCAUCGAGGAUGAUGGGCAAGAAUCUUUCCCACUGAAGACAUGGCUAUUGGUCCAACAGUUAAUCUCACCACUACAGAAUGGCAAAGUUCCUGGAUCUGGGAUCUUCAAGCAGCCAGAAGAUGUGCCACUUAAUCACUCAUACAUGUUUUUCCUCACUCUAUGGAACCUGAGGAAAUGCCACAGGAUUUCAAAGUUGCCUCAUUAACACCAUCUUCAGAAAGAAAGGGAUGAAUAUAUAUCAUGAAAUGAAUGUUUCACUUCAAAAGACUCAAAUACUCUAGAGGAAUAAGACAAGGAAAUUAUUCUUAUAAAUAUUUUGUGUUUCCAAAAAACUCAAGCUUUCAAAAAAUGUGCCUCAGACUAAAUGUAGAGAACCAUAAAACAGCUUCUAUUUGAUCCUCAUUGAUGAGUUUCUGAGCUAUACAUCGCUGUGUGAUUAGGGUAGAAAACUCUAUGACAAGAUUCACAAAAAUAUAGCACAGGAAUAAUAGUACUGCCUAAAUAGUACCAGUGAUAGUGUGGUGCUGUUUCCCCCUCACCCUCAGCCCUU
This is a messenger RNA of Tachyglossus aculeatus (Australian echidna), 3856 nucleotides long. It is a transcript of the gene PRR16, whose product is annotated as proline rich 16. The transcript is spliced from 5 exons. Gene Ontology annotation, biological process: positive regulation of translation; positive regulation of cell size. Lineage: Eukaryota; Metazoa; Chordata; Mammalia; Monotremata; Tachyglossidae. The record is from RefSeq and is a predicted model, not a curated record. The coding region runs from base 40 to 921 and encodes 293 amino acids.